GCGGCCCGGCUCCGGCCCCGCCCCCAGCCCGUGCUCUUGGGGUUCCCGUCUCCAGACUCUGGAGAGGCGGGUAACCCGCUGGCGGGGCUGGGUUCUGAGCUGCUACAGAUCGUCGCAGGUGGCUACUGGAGCUGACUCCCAGCAUUGCGGUAGAGCUGCGCGCCCCCUUGCUGCAGCUUCUCCAGGCCGAGCUGGCUGGGCCGCGGAGCCGCACUCGCUACCCAUGGCGCGCUGUGGCCUCGCUUGACUCUGCGCUUUUGCUCUCAGAGGUACUUGGAGUCGGAGUCUGCAGGAUGCUGGAGAGUUGGUACGAGCUGGAGAGUUGGUACGAGCUAUCCACAAGACAGCUUGAACUUUCCUGGGGAUUCCUCUAUCAGCCUGUUAGAUCGUGUCGUGCGUUUCGCCAGAUACCAAAAUAAAAUAUUCCCUCCAGUGCCCUUUUGGAAUAUUAUGACUUCUCUCCUUAAAAACUGACCAACUCUUCCCACUGCCAGGAACUCUCUUGUCUUCAGAGUCUGGGAUAAAGGCUAGCAAAUGAGAAAGCUAUGUCAUUGCGGUCUUUCCAUCCCUAACACUCCCAGAGGGGCUUCGUUCCUACCAUUUUCCUAGCCUUCAGAAAUUUCUCCAGAGCAAUGACCCAGAAGACUUGAUCAAUUUACGAUUAGAGUGACAUUGUUUCCUGAGCCCCCAAAAUGGCAGCUAAAAUGGAGAUAACUUUGAGUACCCACACUGAGGAUUCUGACAAGCAAGAAAGACACAUAAUAAUGAAGCUGGAAGAGAAACGUGGGCCCCCUCAGCAAAAAGCCUGCACUGACCCUGAGCUUUCCCGCCAGAGCUUCAGACACUUUUGUUAUCAAGAAGUGUCUGGACCCCAGGAAGCGCUCUCCUGCCUUCGACAGCUCUGUAGACAGUGGCUGCAGCCUGAACUACACACUAAGGAACAGAUUUUGGAGCUCCUAGUGAUGGAGCAGUUUCUGGUCAUCCUACCUCCAGAGAUCCAGGCGCAGGUCAGGCAUCGAUAUCCAAUGAGCAGCAAGGAGAUUGUGACUCUGGUGGAAGAUUUGCACAAAGCAUCCAAAAAGCCAAAGCAGUGGGUGACUGUUUGUAUGCGAGGGCAAAAGGUGCUCCUGGAGAAAACAGGAACUCAGCUUGUAGAACAAGAACUUCCAGACUCUGAACCUCAAACUGCUAGCAGAGAUAUUCAAGAGAACUCUCUGGAAGGGCCUUCCGGGGGAGGAUCUCAUGACCAGCUGAGUCCCCAUCAUGGGGAGAAAUAUCCCUUCUAUCAGGAACCAGUCCCCAAAUUGACUGAGACAGAGGCCUCCAGGAUGAGAAGUGAGAAAGAAAACCCACAACAGGAGGGGGCAAAAGGAGCAGAGACACAUGCAGUGUCACCCGGGAGACCUAAAGGGGGUAGUCUGCACAGCCCUGAGCCAAGAGGGGUGAACAUGAGUGAACCCCGAUUGUCACAGAGGCAGGCCAGACCCCCAAAUGCUGAGAAGGCAUUUGCUCACUACCAGAGACAUUGCAGAGACCUGGACUAUAUCAGCAACCCCCUCCGAGGCCAUCCACUGAGAGAAUUAAAGAAAAGCAAAGGAGGCAGACGAAGUCUGAGCAGCCUUCUGCAGUGUCUUAGUCCCCAGGCAGCCCGCUCAGCCCAGAAACCCUAUAAAUGCGAUGACUGUGGGAAGAGCUUCACCUGGAAUUCAGAACUGAAACGACACAAGCGAGUACACACGGGAGAGAGACCCUACGUCUGUGGGGAGUGCGGAAACUGCUUUGGGAGGCAGUCAACUCUGAAACUGCACCAGAGAAUCCACACUGGGGAGAAACCAUACCAGUGCAGCCUGUGUGGGAAAAGCUUUCGCCAAAGCUCCAAUCUCCACCAGCACCACAGGCUCCACCAUGGGGACUAAACAGAUACUAGGUGCUUUAGAGUCCCAGGGAAGGGCUUCUUGUCUCUCCCUUACUUGCAUGUAAAUCACGGAGUGUCUUUUUGACCCUUGGGGAGUGAUGGAUGAGUACUGAUGGGGCCUGUCUGCAAAGAUGGCAGAUCUGGGGUUGGGGAAAGAGAGCUGCAGUCACUGCAGGGUAGGACUAGUUACUGAGGAGUAGAAUGAGCCACAUACUAGUAGAAGUCACACUAAUAGAAUGAGGAUGAGCCACAAGUGGUUUUAAUUAAUUAAUUAAUCCUCAAUUAAAUUCUCCUUGUUGCUUUGUCUUAUAAAAUACAGUUGUUUUUAUGUGCACACUUGAGCAGUUCACCAGAAUUCCAAGAAAACAUUCACUGAGAAGUCCACUAAUAGUCUUUCUGCAACUAACUUUUUUAUUGUUGGUGUUGGUGGUUUAUUAAUUAAUUUUUAUUUAUAUUUGAGACAGGGUUUCUCUACAUAGCCCUGGCUGUCCUGGAACACACUCUGUAGACCAGGCUGGCCUCGAACUCAGAGAUCUGUCUGCCUCUGCCUCCCAAGUGCUGGGAUUAAAGGCGUGCACCACCACCACCACCGGGUGGUAGAUGGCACUUUUAUUUAAAAAGUUGUAUUUGAGGGAUCCUUUUGUAUCAAAGUUCUUUUGAUUUACAAAAGAUGUUGCAACUCCAGCCCAAAAUAUAAGGAAAAGCCACAGGGAGAAGUGGCUACUGCUCUUCUGCUCUGGUGGACAGGGAACUUCUGCCUGUUCUUUCUCAAAUAAGCCAUUAGCUUUAAGACUGUGACUGGCAUUUUCACAGUGUUCACAACUGGAUUAUGGUGAUGGUUACAAAACUCAGUGACUCCAGGAAAAUUACCGAAGUAGGCUAAUUUAUGAUAAGUAUCUCCAUAGCAUUUUUUUAAAUGACAGAAUACUAUAUUUAUAUAAAAUGUUAAGAGUUUCAGAACUGGGUCUGAGACACCAUCCUCUUCCAAACUCUUGUUUUCUCAAAGUAGGAAGUAGAACCCAAUCAGUAUGACCCUAGGCAAGCCGACCUCUUUCCCAGUUCAGGCCAAUAAGAUGUAGUACCUUGUGUACAAAUAGGAGAAUGUGGCCAUUCUUCUAAAAGCAUCAGUACCAAGUCACGGCCUUUAUCUUCAAUAUUCAGCCUGUCCUUACCUCUGCCCUAGCCCACAUACAGUUCCUGGCUGGAGCCGUUCCAGUUCUCACCCCAACAGCACCACUGCCAAACACACAUACCCUUCCCUCGAGGCCAACUUCGCUGUUGUCUCUGGGUAACUUCUGUCUCAGUCAUGUUUUCUGUUUUCUGUUGGUGUUGUAACAAAUGACUGCAAACUUGGUGGGUUAACCCAAACCUUCUCUUAGACUACUGCAAGUUGAAGGCUGAAAUCAGUUCCGCUCAGCCAGAAUCACCUUGGGCGGGGCUUUCCUUUCGGAGACUCUGAGAGGUGGAUCAGUUUCCUUGACGUUUUCGAUAGCAGCCUCCUGCAUUCUUGGACUCAUGGCCCCUUCAUCCUCAAAGUACAUUCUUUGACUCUCCAUCUUGCCUAACCUUGUCUAACUCUGGCCCUCCUGAAUCACACGCCACUCUUGCUCCUAGGCAUCCCAUUGGUUCUGCCACAUUUCUGGGUCCAGCCUAGAACAUACUGGUGUCAGACCCAAGGAGAAAGGAAGCAUUGACAAUAGUGGAGGUCUAUACAUCUAAAGAGCAUUUUCCCAUCUACAGCAGAUAAGGUGUAAACCAGUCCCAGAAUACAGCUGUCCCUCUCAGUAAAAUUGGCAGUGACUCCUCACAGUACAAUAGACUGUAAAAAUUUCCCUCUGUUCCUAGAACUAAAAUGCUUCCUUUUUAUUGCUUCAUUGAAGUAUUGCACAUACCAGAAAACUUGUGCAUUUAUAGUAUACAAUUCAGUGGUCAAAGCUGUGCACUGUCAUCACAGUGUCAUUUUAGGACAUUGUCAGUAUCACAGAGAAAGUACUUUAAACAUUAGCAAUCCUUCCCUGUUCCCGUCACACCCUGUGCCUCUAGAGCACAGUAUUGUAGAGUCCAUACACAUUGUAUCACGUGCCAGGACUUUAUUCCUCUUAUUUCCUAGUAGUGUUGCAUUGUAUGAAGGGCAUUCAGUUCAUCCACUGAUGGGUGAACAUUGUGUAAUUGCACUCUGGCUAUUGUAAAUAGAAUAAUGCUGCUAUGAACAUUAAUAUUUAAGUUUUUAUGUUUCAUUCCUCUUGGGUACAUGCCUAAAGGUUGAAUUGCUAGGUCAUGUGAUAAUUUUCUGUUCAACUUUUCUAGAAAACACCAAAUUGUUUUCCAAAGUAGAUACACCACAGUUUACAGUUCAACCAGCAGUGUCCCAAGGUUCGUUUCUCCACACCUUCAACAUAGUUUAUUAUUGUCUUUUUGUUACUGAUCUUGUUUUUUUGAGACAGAGUCUCAUGGCUGGCAAAGAACUCACAAUCCUACCUGAGGAUGAUCUUGAACUCUUGAUCCUCCUGUCUCCACCUCCCAAGGUCAAGAUUGCAGGCAUGUGUCACCAUGUCCAGUGUUCCUGGAAUUUGUCUUUUGAUUAUUGUUACCCCAGUCAAUGUGAAGUGGUGUGUCAUGAUCCUGAUUUUCUCUUCCCUAAUGACUAAUGGUGUGUUUGUUUAUUGUAUGUAUAUUUGUUUUGAAGAAAUGGCUCUUCAAAACUCCCCUCCCCCAUGGUGUUUUGAGACAGGGUCUUGCUGUAUAGCCCUGGCUGGCCGAUAACUCACUAUGUAGAUCAGGCCAGCCAUGAACUUGAGAAAAUGCUGCCUGUUUCCAAACCCUGUUGAUUUUUGUUGUUUUUGAGACAGAGUCUUGCGGGACUUGCCUUGAAUUUGCAGCAAUCCUCUUGCCUCAGUCCUGAGUCCUGGGGUUACAGGUGUAAGCCACCAUAACUCUCUCUGGCCCUUUUAAAAUGGAUUAUUUGCCAUUUUUGUUGCUGAGUUGUAAGAAUUCUUUAAAUAUUCUGGAAUGAUGUCCUUAUCAGAUGUAUGACUUGCAAAGAGUUUCUCCCAUUCUUUUGUAAUGCACUUUUGUUUGUUUGUUUUGUUUUUUCGAGACAGGGUUUCUCUAUGUAGCCCUGGAUGUCCUAGAACUUAAUCUGUAGACCAGGCUGGCCUUGAACUCAGUGAUCCACCUACCUCUGCUUCCAGAGUGCUGGGAUCAAAGGUUGCCUUACCACUGCCCAGCUUGUAAUACACUCUUCUACAGUUGUUGUUGUUUUUGCAGUGGGGGUUGAUACAAACUCCUGUGUAACCCAGGAUAGCCUCAAAUUUGUUAUCCUUCUGUCUUAACCAAUGGAAUGCUGGGAUUAUUGGUGUACAUUCAUGACCAGCAGUACACAUCUGUAAUGGAAACAGCUGUCACUUGCCAAAAUCCAAGGGACCAAAUUCUCAAUUUCCUAAUUGCCAGUAAAACAACCUGACAUUCCUGUGAAUUAAGUUUAGGAUCCUUGGAACACAAUUUAUACCAGUUCCUCAGACUUCCCUGUGCCAACCAUGUGUGGUUCACAGUUCCUAAGGGAAAUUUAAGUAUCUAUUGAAAUAGUUCUGCUGUUUUGGCUUUGGAAUAAACAUGUUCCCACUGAAAUAAAGAUGGUAUUGCUUACUUCAUAAGCGACAGAUGUUGGUAAGUACUUGGCAUACAAGACAUUUUUGUAUUGGGGAUUAAACUCAUUUAAUUCAGCAAACUUGGAGAUUAUUUUUCUAUUGUUGCUAUUUUAGGGAGAAGAAAACCACAAUGUUCAGAAUUCAAAUACUCUAGCUCACAUCUCAUAGCCAGCCAGCCAAUUAGGAUAGGUCUGAGUUAUAGUUUGUUUCUUAAGUUUAUUGGGUCUUUGGUUAGUAUGGCUUGAUGUUUUGAGAUGAGGUCUCUCUGUGUUGCCUAGGCUGACCCCAAACUCUUGGGCUCAAGCAGACCUCCUGCCUCAGCCUCUUGAGUAUCUGGACAACAAAACACUUAUUAUUUUUUUUUCUGGGGUUUCUAUCUUAGUUACUGUUCUAUUGCCAUGGGGAGACACCAAGACCAAGGCAAUUUAUAAAAGAAAGCAUUUAAUGGGGGGCUUGUGUAGAGUUUCAGAGGGUGAGUCCAUUUCCAGCAUGGUGGAAGCAUGGUGGCAGGCAAGCAUGGCCUGGAGCAGUAGCUGAGUUUACAUCUACUCCAAAGGCAGCAGGCAGAGAGACAGGGACAGAGGGAGAGAAACCUCAAAGCCCACUCCCAGUGAUACCCUUCUCCACAAGGCCACCUCUCCUAAUCCUUCUAGACAGCCAAGCAACUGGAAAGCAAACAUUCAAAUAGAUGAGUGUCUGGGGGCCAUUCUCAUUCAAACUAUCACAGAUUUUUAUACAGUCUCACAUAAACCAGGCUAGCUUUGAAUUAUGUAGCCUAGGAUGAUUCUGAACUCCUGAUUCUUCUCUAGCCCAUAAGCCCAUUGAAGGUGUGUGCCACUGUGCCUGGCAGUUUUUAAAUCAACUGUACUGUCAAUUUGGGGAUCAAAAGUAUUGGGUAGUGUUCUCAGUGAGGCUGCUGAAAUUCUGAAGUACAAAAGAUGCCGGCCUCUGAGAAGCACAUCAGUGGAGUUGACUGAGGUAUUCUGGGUUUGAGCAAUGUCUAGAGAACAGAUUCUGGGUGGCUUUUCUGAUUUAGGUCUGUAUUGAACAAUGCCACUUGCGACUUGACUCCUCCAAGCUCUAUCAUCACAUAAAAGAUUUACAGGAUACAUUCCCAAGAGAGAACAUAGAUAGAAUGAAGAGACAACAUGUGGUCCAUCUGGAGGGGAGUAUUAUUCAACCAUAAGAAAGGAAAUACCGAUAUGCUACACCAUGUGUGCACCUACAAACAGGCUCAGUGACAAGUGUCAAAGUUCGUACAUGUAUGAUUUCAUGUAUGUGGAAUGUCUGGUUAGGCACAUACUACAGACAAAAAUAAUUAGUGAUUGCAAAGGCUAUGGUGAGGGUGGAGUAUGGGGUGAUUGCUGAUGUUUCUUUUGGGGGCUGUUGUUACACAACCUUGUGAAUAUAAAAAAAAAACUUAAUUGUGUACUUUAAAGGAUGAAUUUUAUUAUAUGAACUAUAACUCAGAAAAGAAGAUGAAACAACUUCACAGUUAAGUCUCUACCACAGGCCCCACAGCCAGCUGACCCAGUGCCAGGGCCAGUUGUAGCACCUACAACUCAGGGCAGCCAAGAAGAAUAUCCAAACGUGAAAGUUACGGUAAGACUUUACCAGGGAUAAUUGGGAUGUAUGAGGACACGAGCAUGUUUGUGAAGACCCAGGCUUGUCCUGAAGUAUGCCUCGAAAAGAAGCAGACUUGCACCCGCUUAUCCUUCAUUUCCACUCUCUGGGUGUUGGUGCAGGGUCUUGUGUAGCUGAGGAUGAUCUUGAGCUUCUGAUCUUCCUGUCUCCGUGUCUCUGUGUUUUGUGCAUGUGGAAGUCAGAUGACAACUUUGGGGAACUGGUUCUCUCCUUCCCCAUUAUACGAAUUAUGGGAAUCAAACUUAGGUCUUAGAUCUUCAGGCUUUCACAGCAAGCACCUUGACAUACCAAAGCUAUCUUGAUGGCCCCUUGUUUUUGUUUUCCGUAUCCUAUGAAACUCUCUUAUGCUCAAUUCUGUGAGACUAACUUCCCUUUCGUGACAUAUGGUUUCUAUAAAUAGUGCCUGAACUGAGAAUGCUUGCCUAGCAAUGUAUGAGGUCCUAAGGUCAAUCUCCAGGACUGCCCAACCUCUCCUCCCCUGAAAGAGAUAUAUGUACAAUACUCAAGGAAGAAAUUGGUAUAUUGAACUGGAAAUCCACAUGUAGCUAGACAGCAGGGGCAUCAAGGAAUGACAGGAACAGUUGUAUUGAAAACCUUAGAUGUUAUCCUAAAGACAACAGAAUGUCAGUGGAAAGUGCCAAGUUGAAUGAUGACAUAAUCAGAUGUUACCAGACUAUUUUAGUUAACUAAUGGAUAAAGUUCACUGAAUAGAUUUAGUUACUGUUGGAUAAAGGUAAGGAGAAGUAAGUAGAGAAACAGGUUUGGGAAAUAUUUGGGGGGGUCUUUGAUUUAGUUUUUGCUUUGUAAUGCUAGGACACACCACAGAGCCUCCCAUAUACUAAAUAAGCACUCUAUCACUGAGUUAUUUCCCCAACAGGAUUGAGAAAUAUUUUUGAGGUAUCAUUCACAGAAAUUCAUGGCAGAAUGGAUGGGGAGUUGGAGCAGCUUAUAAACAACAGAGAUGUUUUUCACAUUGCUAGAUGCUGGGGAGUCCAAGACUAGUGUGCUGGCAGACCCCAUAUCUGGAAAGGGCCAUUUUAUAUCCCCACCCCCAAGACAGGUUUCUCUGUGUAUCUCUGGCUGUCCUGGAACUAACUUUAUAAAUCAGGCUGGCCUUGAACUCAGGCCUGCCUCUGCCUCCCAAGUGCUGGGAUUAAAGGCAUGUGCUACCACCACUGGGUAGGUAGUGCCCUCUUGAUGGUUCCUCUAAGGUAGAAAGUGCUGGCUAGUGCUCUGAAGUUUCUUUUAUAUGGGAACUAAAUAAGGGUUCCACACUCAUGACCUAACUACCUUCCAAAGUUCCCCACCUUCUAAUACUGUCUAUCCUCUUGGAGCUAGGAUUCUAGCAUAUGAAUUUUGGGAGACAAACAUUGGAACCAUAGUGGGAGGGAAGGAAGAGGAGGUGCAAUUGUGUGGAUGGCGUACCAUAUACUGGAGGCAGAGGCUAAAUGCAUGCACAGUUUUGGACAGGUAUUUGGAUUUAUCAAAAAUGUUCAAAGGAGGACAUCUCAGGUACUUGACUACUGGAAUUGAGUGCAACAGAGAGGAGAAACAUGGACUGACAUCAGGUAAGUCAGUGCCGUCAUACAUGUGACUAAAAUCAUUCAGGGGAAACCAUUUACUCAAGGUGAGCCAAGUACACACUGUGACUAACCAGAAGCACAUUAGAUAGAACAAUGCUCCAAGGAACUAGCUGUGCUUCCAGUUCAGCUAUUCUAGAGGGGUAUGCGGGAGGAUCAGGACUGCUUGAGGACAUGAGGUAAAGGCUAGUCUGGGCAACAUAACAAAACAAUCUCAAAGUCAAUCAAGCAGCAGAUGUAGCAAAAGCAAGCUGCUGACGUAAGUUCCAGAGAAAAUGCUCUACCCAGAGCAAGCAAGAAGCUGAGGGGACAAAGCUGCUUCCUCUGGUCCAACAUGGUCCUUGCCUUCAUCGCAGUAUGGAGAUGAGGUCUUCAUAACACUACCCUUGCACAGACGCACUCAGACUUAGCCCGGAAUAACCUCAGGGCACAUCUCUGUCCAUAGCCCAGUUUCUGCUGAGACCCUAGAGUUGCUGGGUGGCCACGGGGCAGACAAUGCCUUAUCAAACUCCACCGCUAGACACCUAGCCCCAAAAGCCAGAGCAGUGUGCAAAACACUGAUAGAAGUGGAUACCUGAAGUGACCUCAGCUUCCGGCUUCCUGCCUGCCUGGUGAGGCAAAUAGCAUCUGGUAGGCAUUAGUUCCAACCUGUACUACUGGUAGCUGUUUAGCCAGCCUACAAUCACUUCGAGGUCACGAGAAACCAGAAGGGAAAACCACUUACCAUAUUCCUUCCCAGCUGGGUCUGUUUAGACAACCGCUACCCGGUGGAGCUAGAGGUACAUGGUCCUAUACUGCUACUGAAGACUGGAAUGUAGACAGACAUCUAGUGCUGUCUUAGAAUAAUGCUGGAACCUUAUACUGAAUUCCAGUGAACAAGACAUGUUGUUUCCUUUAUCAAGUGGGUAAGGUAAUUCAUUCACAUUCUCUAAACUACUAUCCAAUUAGCCUUUUCGAAUUAGCCUUAACUUUACUGCAACCUAAAAUCACUGAAGAAUACAUUUUAAAAGUUCACAGCCUUGCCAUCAUCAUAAAAAUAACAUUUAUUGGAUAAAUUGCACAUCAGAUACGCACAAUCACAAUUGAGAAACUUCAAUCUAGAGCUAAGACGAGAAUUCAUCAAAAACAGUAAGCUGAAAUGUUAAACAGAAGUGCACACAGAAAACCUAUUAACUAGGCAUCAAAAUACUAGACAUAGAAUAUUCAUAAGUUUAUAUAAAUGAAUAUGUUGUACUCCCUUUCUCCCUAGACAGUUCUUGCAGACAAGGAUCUCAAUUCAAAGAGACAAAACACCUGUUGUUAGUUAGCCUUGGAAAGAUCGGUAAUAGUUAUUUUUAUAUCACAUAAAUAGUUCUCGUAAUAUACAAGACUAAAACAGUUAAAUAUACACACUUAAACAUAAUUUACCUUUUAAACAAAUAGUCAAAGUAAAAGCAGUUUCCUAAUGAGAUCCCUGCAACAUUCAAAAUAGGUUCUUUUUUAAAGAAGCUAUAUAACCUACACCUCCCUUUGAAUACAUAUACAGUAAAUUAGAGAUUAUUUAAAGCAAAAUCUAUCUUUUCAGAUUGUUUGGCAUCUUACAUUACAGUCACCAGAACACUACUGCUUAAUUUUAUGGAACUUUAGGCAUCAAAGACAAAAAUGCUAUUUAACUGCCUGGGUUACUGGGCCAGCUGUCUUCAGGGUUACAGGGUCAUAUGAACAGAUUGGUAUUUGUAGCAGCACAAUUCUAGACAAAAUAUUUUGAGUUCAACUCCUUCAACAACAAAAUCUAACAUCACCUAAAUACAAAGUGCAAACACUAGUAUCUAAAUUCCACUGGGAGAUGCUGCUGUCAUCAAUGAUGACGGUUUAACAGAACCUGGUAUCCCCCCAGUUAUGUUAAAGAACUGUUUUAGUCCCAUUUUCAUCGUAGCAUCAACAAAACCCGUGAAGUUUGAGUUCAUGUUUUCAGUACCAAGUUUCCACACUUCAUAGAGUCAACAUCCCUCCUACAAUAUGUAGUUAGCUAAGCAUUCAUAGCAAGACUCUUACAUUCCAUUUUCUUAUCCCUUUAUUAACUGUAUCCAAGAAUUGUUAUUAGCACCUGACAUGACUUGCUAAUAUCCUGGGUUAAGAGCAACCAAUCUUUUGGAAUCUACUCCAGUUGGCAAUACAAUUAGGAGGAUGAAAAGGCCAUUAUCAUAAAAAUAGCCCAAAUAUCACUGGUAGACACAGUUCUUCCUUCAACUCCUUAGGGGCAGAGCAGCUUGAGAAUAACAUACUACUGCUGUUUUUAGGAACAAGUACACAAUAAAGAAAUAACUAAAAAUAUGACUAUUUCACAGUAACUAACAUUCGGUUUUUUCCUUUUUUCUGCAAACCAGUCACCAGUAAUAUUUCACCACAGGCCAUUUAAUUACUCUCACAUAUAGUAAUGAUUUUUGUAAAAAUGCCUUUUUUCUAAUCUUUUGUGGGUAAUCUUUCAAAAUCUGGAGAAUGCAGAAAACUACAAAUACUGAGAGAUAAAUUGUGAAUAGAGCUCCAACUAGAAGUGUGGGUUUCCAUGUUAAGAUGUACAGCAUAAAAUUCACCUUUUGUAUGUUCUUAGAAGGAAAAAAAAAAAGGGUGUGUGUGUGACAACUUCCAGUUGUUA
Molecule: messenger RNA, 11421 nt
Organism: Peromyscus californicus insignis
Lineage: Eukaryota; Metazoa; Chordata; Mammalia; Rodentia; Cricetidae
Gene: Znf174
Product: zinc finger protein 174
Exons: 3
Coding region: 693-1916 (407 amino acids)
Source: RefSeq, a predicted model, not a curated record